AUGACUUUAUCACUAAUUAUAUAUUUACAGCAUUACCUUACAGCCUUUGGUUCCACUAUCACUGUCCCCUUAGUUCUACAGACUGCUCUUUGCAUUGAUCAAGAUCGCGUGGGACUCAGCGAAAUCAUUUCGACCAUUUUCUUUGUAUCUGGAUUGGCAACGUUGCUUCAAACAACGCUUGGAGUGAGAUUACCUAUCAUUCAAGGGGCGACCUUCGCGUUCCUUACACCGACUUUCACAAUAUUGGCAUUAGACAAAUGGAAAUGUCCAUAUGUCUUGGCGGAAGAGGGAAAAUGGAAUGUGACAUCCGACCCACUACCAGAUGUCGGUAGUCCAGAACACCAAGAUAUGUGGCAGGCACGUCUGAGAGAGAUUCAAGGCGCCAUUAUGGUUUCUUCACUAUUCCAAAUUAUCAUUGGGUUCAGUGGAAUCAUGGGAUUCGUCAUGCAGUUUAUAGGACCCUUGGCCAUCGCACCCACCAUCGCUUUGAUUGGUUUAUCCUUAUUCAAAGAGGCAGCAGACCUUGCGUCGAAACAGUGGUACAUUGCUCUCAUGACAAUGUUUUUGAUAGCACUUUUUUCACAAUAUAUGAGGAAUUUAAGCAUUCCAGUUUGCAAAGUUACACGAAAAGACGGGUGCUCUAUCUACAGACUACCAAUAUUCAAGUUAUUUCCGAUUUUAUUUGCCCUUUUAACGGCUUGGAUAAUUUGUGCCAUAUUGACUGCAGCGGAUGCACUUCCCGAAAAAGGGAAGUGGGGAUAUGCCGCCCGAACUGAUGUCAACACAGAGGUCCUAGACAAAGCACUCUGGUUCCGAUUUCCAUAUCCAGGACAAUGGGGAACACCUACUGUCAGUGUUUCAGCUGUGUUUGGAAUGUUAGCUGGGGUGCUUGCCUCCAUGAUUGAAUCGGUCGGGGAUUAUUACGCAUGCGCAAGACUUGCCGGAGCACCUCCUCCCCCAGUUCAUGCUAUAAAUAGAGGUAUGUAACCGAUCGGAAU
This is a messenger RNA of Saccostrea cuccullata (small rock oyster), 998 nucleotides long. RefSeq names its product solute carrier family 23 member 2-like. Lineage: Eukaryota; Metazoa; Mollusca; Bivalvia; Ostreida; Ostreidae. The record is from RefSeq and is a predicted model, not a curated record. Gene Ontology annotation, biological process: transmembrane transport. Gene Ontology annotation, molecular function: transmembrane transporter activity. The coding region runs from base 1 to 987 and encodes 328 amino acids. The transcript has 7 exons. Gene Ontology annotation, cellular component: membrane.